AUGUCAGUUGAAAAAGCUGGGGCAACCCAUAUUGAAGAGUUUGAAGAUGCCAAAGCCAGUACCUCCCACCUUGAAGUAGGGACUGACUUGAAAAAGUCAGAGACCGAAUUGGGCUUGGAUGAAAUCGAAGAAGAACCAUAUUAUGUCGAUUUACCAGAAUCUUUGCAAGACUUGACUCAAGAUGAAUUGAAGGAAUUAGACAAGAAAACAAUCAGGAAGAUUGAUUUAAGGUUGAUGCCAAUGUUGAUCUUCAUUUAUAUUUUGAACUACAUUGAUCGUAACAAUAUUGCUAGUGCCAGAUUGGGGGGGUUGGAAAAAGAUUUGGGCUUGGUAGGUAAUCAAUACGAGAUUGUGAUUUCGGUGUUGUUUGUUGGUUACAUCUUGUUCCAAGUCCCUUCAAAUAUGUUGUUGAAUAGAUUAGGCCGCCCGUCUGCUUAUUUGGCAGUUGUCAUGACCAUUUGGGGUGCCAUCUCAACCUGUACUGCUGCCGUUCAAAAUUUUAGUGGAUUGGUUGCUAUUCGUGUCUUGCUUGGUGUGGUUGAGUCUGCAUUCUUUUGCAGUGCGUUGAUGAUCUUGUCUUCAUGGUACGACAAAAAGACUUUGGCUUCGAGGAAUUCGAUCUUGUAUGCUGGUUCAUUGAUCAGUUCUGCCUUUAGUGGGUUGUUAGCAGCAGGUAUUUUGGAAAUGGACGGUUUGGGAGGAGUUGAGGGUUGGAGAUAUUUGUUCAUUAUUGAAGGUGGUAUCACCGUCUUGACUGUGCCAUUUGCUUAUUUCGUCUUACCAGACACUCCACACAAUACCAAGUUUUUAAAUCAACAAGAGAAGGACAUCAUCCAAUGGAAAUUGAAAAGAGAUUUGGGGAAUGUUGAUGACACUGAUGUCGAAGCCAAGGUUAGCGACUGGGAAGGAUUCAAGUUGGCAGUGUUGGACACAAAGAUGUGGAUGCUCUGUGGUAUGCACAGUUUCUUAGUUGCAGCAUGUGGUGUUACCAAUUUCUUCCCUACCAUCGUUGGUACCUUGAACUUUAACCACACCAUCACUUUGUGUUUAACUGCUCCACCAUACGUUGUUGCUGUUGUUGUCACCUAUUUCUGGGCUAGGCAUGCUGACAAAACCGGAGAAAGAACUUUGCAUAUUAUAAUCCCAAUGGUGUUUGCCUUGGUGGCAUUCAUAAUCGCAGUGGCAACAUUGAACACAGGUGCUAGAUAUUUCAGUAUGAUUCUAAUGAUUCCAAGUUUGUAUUCGGCAUUCGUUGUUAUAUUGACGUGGAUUUCAAACUCGUGCCCUAGACCGCCAGCAAAGAGAGCAGUUGCUAUUGCCUUGGUCAAUUGUUUGAGUAACUCAACUUCAAUUUGGAACUCAUACUUAUACCCAUCGAGUGAUGGACCACGUUAUGUCAAGGCUAUGAGUUGUAACAUUGCAUUCAUUGUUUUAGCAAUUCUUUUUGUCAUUAUGUUGAGGGUCAGGUUGGUGGUGUUGAACAGAAAGAUUGAGAAGGGUACCAUGGACUGGCAAAAAGAAUUAGGUAAAGGUAACGAUGGAUCAAAGAUCUCAGCCGACUUUAGAUACUUGUAUUAG
This is a messenger RNA of Lodderomyces margitis, 1578 nucleotides long. RefSeq lists its product as uncharacterized. The coding region runs from base 1 to 1578 and encodes 525 amino acids. Lineage: Eukaryota; Fungi; Ascomycota; Pichiomycetes; Serinales; Debaryomycetaceae. The transcript has a single exon. Gene Ontology annotation, molecular function: transmembrane transporter activity. Gene Ontology annotation, biological process: transmembrane transport. The record is from RefSeq and is a predicted model, not a curated record. Gene Ontology annotation, cellular component: membrane.